AUGAACCCUGAGAAAGAGUCACGGCCUUCCAUCCAACGACUACCAGAGGAUGUUAUUAACAAGAUAGCUGCGGGAGAAGUUGUUGCACGUCCCGCGAACGCAUUGAAAGAAUUGCUGGAGAACUCUUUAGACGCCCAAUCUACAAGAAUAUCGAUUCUUGUGAAAGAUGGAGGGCUGAAACUUCUACAAAUUACUGACGAUGGCAUUGGAAUCCGACACGAAGAUCUUGGAAUCGUAUGUGAAAGAUUUACUACAUCGAAGUUACGGUGUUUUGAAGAUCUUCUUUCCAUUCGUACGUAUGGAUUCCGUGGUGAAGCGUUGGCGAGUAUGAGUCACGUGUCGAAUCUGACGAUCACAACAUGUCAACGAAACAAUGAAGCACCCUUGGGAUACUCAUGUCAAUACGCAGACGGAUUGCCACUGGGGAAACCGAAAGUCUGUGCCGCUGUCCCAGGGACAACAAUUGUUAUAGAAAACAUGUUUUAUAACUUGCCUGUCCGGCGAAAGGCGCUGAAGAAUUUAACGGAGGAAUACAACCGAAUUCUAGAUGUUGUUCAAAAAUAUGCCAUUCACAAUUCAAGUGUUUCGUUUGUUUGCCGUAAAUUGGGACAGUCUCAAGCAGAUCUUUCAACCGUAGGGAGGCUUCUAGAAGAUGAAGAGAAGGAGAUUGAAGUUGUUAGAGAGCAUUGCUGUCCUAAAAACAUGAAGACAGACAACGAAAUAAAAGAUGGCGACAUAAAGAAAGACGCCGAGUUGGUUCGAGAUGAUGUAACGAAGAACGGACUUCUUGCUGAGUGGAAUAAAAUAAGAACAAUGAAUGUGAUUCGGAUAAUUUAUGGAAGCUCGAUUUCUGUGAAUGAUUUAAUUGAAGUGGUUUUAUCAUCCAGUUUAUUCGAAAUUCGGGGUUUCAUUUCUUCACCAAAUGCGACUGUAAAGAAAUCCAACUUGAUUUUAUUCAUCAAUGACCGGCUAGUAGAAAGUAAUUCUGUAAAACGUUCCAUCGAGAAUAUCAAGGAUUCGGUCCUUCCUAGGAAUGCAAGGUACUGGAUGUAUUUGUCUUUUCGUGUUCCAACUUCUCAUGUCGACGUAAAUAUCCAUCCAACAAAAAAAGAGGUGUUGCUUCUGCACGGAGAUCAAAUUCUGGCAAAUUUAACGAAAAAAAUAGAAGUGAGAGCUCAAAUGUCAUUGCGUCCGACACCUCACCCUCCAGCUUCUGUUGACACAAAAUCGUUUUUGAAUUCGAUGGAAUUGAACAGCCCCCAUCAAGAAAAUCAAACAAGUAGAAAUCAUUCUCAGCAAACACCAAGCCCUCGUGUUGUCGGUCUCUUUUGUGACUCAGGCUCUCCUCUCUUAAAACGUCCUUCUUGGAGCGGCGAAACUUCUGGUUCCUCGGAGAAAGCGUCUUCGUUUGUUGAGGGAUCUACCAUUGAGGAAAGCGAUCGAGCGAUCCCAAAAGAGGCCACCUCUCCUAUGCCUCGAGACGAUGAUCUCAUCAAGCGACGGGCAUGCAAUGUAGGUUUCUAUUGUAGAAGAGUUUCUAUGAGGGCCUUUGAGCAGAAAGAUCAACCAAGAGAUUUCUCGCGAGACCAUCUUGCCCCAACAAAAGGACUUCCUUCAAGCGGAGGUCGAACAUUGCAGUCAUCGCAAGUGUUUCGAACGCGCACCGAUAAUCGAGAAACAAAACUUCGCACCUUUGUUGAUUUUCGUCCUUCAAAGCGCAGAAAAAUUGGAAAAAAUCCGCCAGGGGGAGAACAGUCAGACAUCGGAGUCUCAGCAAAGGACGUCGAAGCAGCUUCGGAUGAUGACGAGCAACCUGAUUCUGAGGAACCAACAGAGAGUGCAAAUUCCAUUUCGUUUCGUGCUUUUCUUGUUCUUCCGCCCGCUUCGAGUGAAAGUAACAGAGGCACCACCAUUCGCUUGCGUCCUAGCGUGCACCCCCUUGAAUCAAUCGCCGACGAGGUCGACGCCGACAGCGACGCCCAUCAUUUGGCAACCAUCGCAGACUUGAAGAGUGAAGCGAAACGCCAUGGACAUCCCCAAAUGGCCCAAAUGCUUAUCAAUUCAAGCUUCAUUGGAGCUGUAGACUGUGACAGUGCAUUACUUCAGCAUGAGUCGAGCUUGAUUAUGAUUAACUUGGCCAAAACAUUCAAAGAGUUCGAUCAAUCUGGCUACAGAACAGAAACUUUCAAACAAACACCAGAGUACGUUUCUUCCAAAUGA
Molecule: messenger RNA, 2220 nt
Organism: Condylostylus longicornis
Lineage: Eukaryota; Metazoa; Arthropoda; Insecta; Diptera; Dolichopodidae
Product: DNA mismatch repair protein Mlh1-like
Exons: 6
Coding region: 1-2220 (739 amino acids)
Biological process (GO): mismatch repair
Cellular component (GO): MutLalpha complex
Molecular function (GO): mismatched DNA binding; ATP hydrolysis activity; ATP-dependent DNA damage sensor activity
Source: RefSeq, a predicted model, not a curated record